Messenger RNA from Paramecium sonneborni, 6906 nucleotides. Lineage: Eukaryota; Ciliophora; Oligohymenophorea; Peniculida; Parameciidae. The record is from the annotation of a GenBank genome assembly.
AUGAUAUAAUACAUCUUGUUAGUUAUGUAGUUAAUUAGAACUAUAAAUACCUAACUUUAAUAAUGCCAAUGUUAUCAUAUUACUGAUUAAUUCAUUUGUGAGAGAUCUAAAAGAUGUUAAUGGUUAAAUAAUAUAUGCAAUUAAAAUUCAAAUUACAUCAUUAGAAAUGCCAAUAAAUGUGAAUCAUUUUUAGAAGAAGAAUGUGUUCUAUAAAUAGAUUGUUCAUUUUAAGAUGGUUCAUGUAUAGAUUUCAAAGGAUGUGAAAUUAUUACAAAUAAUAAAUGUGCGUCAUCAAUAAAUUGCAUCUCAGAUGGACAUAUAUGCAUAUUGAAAAAUUAAUGCUAAAAUUACCAAACAUAAGUAGCCUGCUAAAAUUAAGAUAUACAUGGAGGAUAUUGUACAUGGAAUAUAAAACAAAUUCCUAAAUGUUCAAAGAUCUUAAAUUGUUCUGAUUUACCUAUUUUAAGAUCUCAUUUUUUAUGUGAAACUGCUUUAAAUCAUUGUACAAUCAAUUAGAAAGGAAUGUGUGUAACUAAGGCUAUUUCAUGUGAAGAAUAUAAAAUAUAUUAAUGUUUCAAUACUAUUUAUGGUAAGGAAUGUUUUUGGAAUCAAUCAUAAUCAUAAUGUAUGGAAAGAAUAUGUGUGAAUGCUUAAUUUUCUACAGAUAUAUUAUGUAAUUAGUUUUUAUCAACUUGUACUACUAAUGGCUUUAAUUGCAUAUAAAGAACAUAUUGUCAUGAUAUUCAACAUGUAAAUGGUUGUGUCUUAGACAUUGAGCAUAAUAAAUGUUUUUGGACAGGAAAAAUAUGUAUUAAAAAAGUGUGUUAAUAAAUUCCAAAAGGAGAAGAUUGCAACACAUAUUUUUAAGAUUUGGAUUGUGUUACAACUAAAUAAGGUAAUUGUAAAUCUAGACCUUAAAAUUGUAAUUAAUUUGAAACACAAGACUCAUGUUUGAUUGAUUAUGAAUAAAAACAAUGUUGGUGGGAAAAUAAUUAGUGCAUUCUAAAAACUUGCUAAAUUGCACCAUAAUAUUCAAACUGUGCUUUAUGGAAAGAGGAUAUAUCAUGUAUUGGUGAUUUAAAUGGAUAUUGUAUUGAUUUGCCAUAAUAUUGUUCGUCAGUAACAGAUAAUGCAUAUUGUUAUAAAUAAAAUUCUGGUGAUUUAUGUCAAUUCUAUAAUUGUACAGUUGCUUAUUGUUCAAAAGCUCCAAUAAGUUACAAUACUCAUAUAUAAUGUGAAUAAUGGAAUAUAAAUUGUACAGUUGAACUGAUGGAUUCUAAUUCAAGUAUAGGAUUAGGUUGUGUAUAUAAGUUUAAAAAUUGUAAAGAUUAUGAUAAUGAAAUCUAAUGUAAAAGUACUUUAGAUAGAAUACAAUGUUAAUUUAUGAAUGGGAUAUGUUAAGAAAAAACUUGUGAAAUGGGUAAUUUUACAACAUAAUAAGAAUGUUAAAUUUGGAAAAGUAAUUGUAUAAUAAAUGAAUUUGGUAAUUCUUGUAAAGAUUGGCCAAAUAAUUGUAAUGAAUUAUUGAGUGAAGAAUAAUGCUAGAUUGGUUUAUAAUCAGGUAUAUAUUGUGAAUGGAAUGAGAAUUAAUGUUAUUUUUAAUAGAAUAAUUAAAUAUGCAAUACAGCAAAUAAUAUAAGUUAAUAUGAUAAUCAUGAGAAAUGUAAUAGAUGGAAUGGAUUAUGUACAGUAAUUUAAAAAGUUUAUGGUUGUGAAGCAAGAUAAAAUUGUGAAGAUUAUUUAUAUUAACAUUAAUGUAUUAUAGGUAUAGAUAAUUAGAAAUGUUAAUGGGAUGGAAUACAAUGUAUUAGGAAAUGUGAUAGGUAUUAAAUAGAGACAGUUGAUAUUAAUUAAUGUUUAGCUAUUGAUUCUAGUUGUCAACUUAAUAAUUUAGAUGCUGUUUGUAUUUAUAAAACAUACUGUAAAGCUUAUAAAAACAAAUUAGAUUGUAAAAUUAAUAAUAAUGAUUAACCAUGUAAGUGGAAUGAAAUAGAUUAAAAAUGUUAAGAUGUUGUUUGUGAAGAUAAUACUACUGCUGUAACAGAAAGUGAAUGCACAUAUUUUCUAAAUUAUUAAUAAUGUUAUUUAGAUACAAUUGGUUGUUUAACAAGACCAUAAAAAUGUGAUUAAAUCUUUAAUAAUAUUAUAUGCAAUAAAACUAUACCAAGAUGUAUGAUUAAUUACUGUUAUUAUACAAAUGGUUGUUGCACAGAAAUAUUGGCUAAUUAAUGUGAAUUAAUUAUUGAUUCUACAAAUGAUUAUGAUUGUUAAAAACAUAAUCCUGAUUGCAUAUUAAAUAUACUUACAGGAAUAGGAUGUAUGCAUUCUAAUAAUUGCGAAUAUAUAAAAGAUUAAACACUUUGCACAUCCAUUAAUGGUACAUUAAAAUUACCUACUGGAAAUACUUGUGUCUCUUAUAAUAGUAAAUGUUAUUCUUAAUAGAAUUGUAAUGGAUUUCAUACAAAUUGUAAUGCACUUGCAGUUUAAAAUGUUAAUUGUAAAAUGGGCACAUCUGGAACAUGUGUUUAGAAAUUAUGCAGUGAUUUUGUUGGUGUUAUCAAUGCUACGAAUUGUUAAAACUUUUAAUCAUUUUGUUAUUAUAUUGGUUCUAAAUGUGUUACUGUUUUGAAUUGCAGUGAUUUAACUUCAUCUGGUUAAACCGUAUGCAAUUCUAGGAAAACAAUAAAUGGAUAAUAUUGUUAAUGGAAUGGCACUUCUUGUUAAAUAGUUUCAUGUUCAAUCAUUAGUGGAAAUAAUUGUUUACUUUAUAAUAAUAAAUGUAUUGAAGGAACUCCUAAUUGUGUUGAUAUUACUAAUUGUCAUCAAAUCACAAAUUAAAUUUAUUGUUAUUUAGCAUAUAAUACUUCUAAUCUUAAAUGCUUAUGGGUGAAUUCUUCAUGUGUUGAUUAUUUCGAUUGUACUAAUACUUUUACAACUAGUUAUAAUGAAUAUUAAUGUAUAAAAUAUGAUCUAUGUAAAUUAUCUAAAACAACAACAGGAUGUGAAUUCAAAUCAUGUAAUGAGUAUUUGUAAAUGGAAUAUUGUAAUAAACUUAAUUAAUGUAUUUGGAAUGAUAAUUAAUGUUAAAAUAAAAAUUAAUGUUAAUUCUAACUUAAUUAAAAUGAUUGCUAAUAAUUUACUUAUUGUUUUUGGAAUACAACCACAUGUAAUUAAAAUAUAUGUGAGACAGCUACUACUUAAUUAUCAUGCUUAUAAGUUAUUUUAAAAAGUGGAAACAAAUGUUUAUGGACUAAUAAUAUUUGUAAAGAAUAGUAUUAAUGUUCUUAAAUAAAAAACCCUUUAUUUUUUGAAGAUUGCUAUCUAUAAAAUAAUGGAUGUGUAAUUAAAUAUAAUUUUAGUAAUAAAUCUAGUUAUUGUUAAACCAAAAAGGCUGAAUGUUCUUAGUAUACAUCUAUUUAUUAAUGUACAAAAGAUAUUUAUGAUAAUUUAUGCAAAUGGGAUAUUAGUACUUCUGCUUGUAUUUACAAUUAAUGCUCAAUUUAUAUUACUUCAGAUAAUAUUUAUAGCAAUUGGAUUUGCUAAUAACUAAAUAAUAAAUGUGUUUUGAAUACAACAUUGGAUGGUUGUAGAACUAUUUUGGUCUCAUGUAAUUUAUAUACAACAUAAUAAUUAUGUUAAUAUGCAUUGACAACAACAAAUAAGUAUUGUUUUUGGAAUGGAUCUUCUUGUAUUGAUGCUUAAUGUUCUUAAUAUAAUUCAUUAGUAUCUCCUCCACUAUUAUGUGAAUAAUAUAGUCAAUGUAAUUUAAUAGGAACUAAUUGUUAAAAUAAAUUAGCAGCAUGUACUUCUUAUUUAGAUCAAAGUAUAUGUAAUUCAACAACAGAUUUAUUAUCGAAUAUUUGUGUAUGGAUUAAUAAUAGUUGUGUUAUUAAAACUUGUUCUAAUUAUCCUUUAAACAAUUUUAAUCAUACAAAUUGUUCUUAAUGGUUAAAAUAAUGUACAGUAAAUUAAUAAGAAACUUAAUGUAUUAAUAUAAACGAUUGCACAACAGCUCCUUAAGAAAUUGAUACAAUUAAUAAGUGUGAAUAAUUUUAAUUAUAAACAAAUUAAGUUUGUACAAUAUCAUCACUUCAAGGUGGUUGUACAAAUUUAGUAUCAAAUUGUAGUUUAGCUUCUAAAACAUAAUGUAUUAUUGAUGCAAAUCGAAAUAAAUGUUAUUGGAGCAAAUAAUUUGGAAUUUGUAAAGAAUUGAAAUGUAUUAAUAUAGAUAACACAGUCACAACUGCUAUUGAUUGUGAAUAGUUAUUAAAUGAAUGUACAUUAGCAAAUUCUGGAUUGGGAUGCUAAAAUAAAUUAUCUUGUAAUAGUUAUAAUAAUAAUACUUGUAAAUUUUUAAAUAUUCGAGAUAAUAAUUAAAGAAAUUGUGUUUAAGGGUGUUAAAUAGUAGUUUGUGAAGAUUAUUAUUAUUAAACUGAUAAGUAUUGUAAAUCCAUACUUGAGGGUUAAUGUAUUACAAACGGUGUUUAAUGUAUAACAUCAUAUAGUUGUAGUGAUUUUAUAUUUGAUUAUCAAUGUUUAAUAUCAAGAUAAGGGUUUUAAUGUUUAUGGUUAAAUAAUUAAUGUAUAAAUAGAAAAUGUGAAUUAGCAGAUGUUACUCAUUAUAAUAAUCAUUAUUAAUGUUAGAAUUUCAUGAUAUCUUGCACUUAUAGUAAAUAAAAAAAUAGUUGUGUGGAAAUAAAUGAUUGUUAAAGUUAUGAUAAUAUAGAAUCUUGUUUUUUAGAUAAGUAUGGUUAAUAAUGUGUUUGGAAUGGAGAGAAAUGUUAUGAUAUAAAAUGUGAAAAUAUUUGUGGAGAUGGAAUAGUAAGAGUGGAUAUAGAAUAAUGUGACGAUGGAAAUUAUAUAAAUUAUGAUGGAUGUUAUAAUUGUUAAUUUAGUUGUGUAAUAGGAUGUUUAACUUGUUAUGAAGGUAUUUGUGUAGAAUGUGAUUAUGAACAUGGUUAUUAUUUAGAUACAAUAGAUAACUGUAUAACAAAAUGUGGAGAUGAAAUAAUUUAAGGAAAGGAAUAAUGUGAUGAUGGAAACUUGGAUUAAUAUGAUGGAUGUUUCGAAUGUAUAUUUUAAUGUCAUUAUGCAUGUAUUUUAUGUUCAUAAGGUAUAUGUUUAGAAUGUUAAUAUGGAUGGACAAUAACACUAAAUGGAUAAUGUGAAGUGAUAUGUGGAGAUGGCAUAAUAGUGUCUACAACUGAUCAAAAUAAUGAAUAAUGUGAUGAUGCUAAUAUAGAAUCAUUAGAUGGAUGUUCAUCAACUUGUAUGGUUGAACAAUAAUGGAAUUGUAUCCAUGAUCUUAAUGGACCAUCUCUAUGUUCAUUUAAUUAAUAGCCAUCCAUGAUUUUAACACUCUUAACUCCUACACCAAACUACAUCUAAUCCACUAAAUUAUCAUUUACUUCUAAUCUCAAAUAUCUCAAUAUUUCUAAUAAUUUUACGCUUCUGUAAGUAUCUAUUCUAAAUCUAAAUCCUACUCUUUAUAAAAUUGAUAUAAACAAUACUAAUUCAUCUUAUUCAACUCAUACAUAUCAACCUAUUGAAUAUCUAAUUAUUGCAGAAUUUCUAAUUAGUGUAGAAAAUCCAACACUCUAAGUUAAUUUUAAAGGUUCAGAAUUUCAAGAUUCAAAUAAUCAACAUCCAAUAAAUACUUAAUAAACAAUUAGAUUAUUUACCUGCUAUUAUGAAACUGCCUCAGAUAAACGCAUUUCAUCAACCACAACUGUAUUUAAUUCCAUACUUUUAUAUAUAUUAUUAGCCAUUGCUUUGAUAUCUAUUAUAACUGGAAACUUAGAUAUAUUUUGGAAUCUCUUAGAUAUGGUUUAAUAUUUAUCAUAUAUUUAAUAUAUUAAUAUACAAUUUCCUACCAAUCUUAAUUCCUUCUUUGAUUUAUUUAGGAUUAUUACUUUAUAACCAUUCCUAGAUUUUAUUCGAUUUUAAACUAUCAUAAAUCUAUUUAGUUUUGGUGAAACAAUCUUUAUUUAAACCACUAAUAAAUUUUAAGAUGAUAAUAUUAACGCUUUUUACUUUUAUAAUUUUGGAAGUUCCCUACUAAUUUUUGGUACUACUUUUGCUUCCUUUUAUAUUACUCUGGCACUCAUUCAUACUAUUAAUAAAUAUCUUCAUCAUAUGUAUGAUCAUAUCUAUUUAAUCAAAUUACUAUAAUAAUUAUUUAGAAUAUUAGUUAAAUUUCAAAUCUACUUCUACUACUCUGGAAUUAUUAGAAUAUUUUUAACUAAUACAUAUGAUAUUUUAUUUACUGUACUACUUUAAUUAUAUUAUCCAAAUUUCCAGAAAUUUAUUACAUUUUUUAGUUUCCUAAUUGCAGCAGCUUCUUUUACCUUUAUCCUAUUCCUUAUUUACUUUAUUAUGUCAAAAUAAACAUUAAAAUCUUAUGCAAAUAGUGAUAAAUAUACUGUUCUAUCUGAAGGAGUUACUUCCAAUUAGGGAUUCUGGGCCAGAUAAUUCAAUUCAUUAUUAAUAAUCAAAAAAUUAGUAUUUAUGCUUUUACUUAUCUUUAUGUAAGAAGCUGCAUAAUUAUAAACCACUUUAAUCUCUAUCGCACAUAUUUCAUUUGCAAUAUAUCUCUUAUCUAAAAAACCAAUGACUAAUCAAUAUGAAUACUACAAAAUGAUAUUUGUUGAAUCCAAAAUCACUUUUGCUACUAGCUUAUUUAUUUUAUACUCUAUCCCCAAUCUCACUUUAGACUAAAAAUAUAUUAUUGGGUGGUUACAUAUUGCUAUUUUUACUUCCAUUCUUAUAUUUUCUGUCUUCCUGGAUUUAACUUAUCAAUUCAAAGUUAUUAGAGAUAAACUCUUAAAAUCCUGUGGAAAUAAACAUGCACCAAAUUAAAAAAUUAUAUUAUUUGAAACAAUACCUAUGAAAAUGACUAAUUUAUGA